GAAGAGAGAGAGAGAGAGAGAGAGAAACGAUUAAAGAAAGAUGUAUCUGAAGAAGGCACUGUGGAGUGAGGGUCUAAAUUUGGAAUCUCAAUCUCAGUCUCAGUCUUCAUCAUCUUCUACACCGGCCGUUGCAGACUUGGUGAAUUCGCUUCACAAACGGCGGCUCUACAGGGAGGUCACCCUCGCCCUCCGCACCGGUUUGAGAGACGCCAGAGCCGAGUUCUCGUUCCUCCGAGUCCGUGGCCUUCGUAGCAUUCUCAAGUUCCUCCGAUCGGUCGCCGAGUCAGAUUCUAUGAUUCGCCUCUUCUGCCACGGCCAAUCUCUCCCCGAACUCCAAGUGGUUCCUGUUCUGUUUGAGAAUUCGUUUAAGCAAUCGAAGGAGGAACAAGCACCAACUUUAGAUCAUAUAUUCAGUGUGGAGCCCAUGAAGAUUACUAGUCCUUCCACUGACACUGAAAUUGCACUUGCACUUAGAGUUCUGGAAGGAUGUUGUCUACUCCACAGGGAAAGCACAGCUUUGGCCCAUCAACACAAAGCAAUCAAGGUGUUGAUGAAUAUAUUAUCGACUCGAGGGCCCCUUGUCCAAGGUGCAUGCUUGGAUGCUUUAGUCUCUGUCAUGCUGGAUUCAUCAACUAAUCAAACGGAUUUUGAGGCAUGCAAUGGAUUUGAGAAAAUUACAGAGCUUAUUAAAGACAAAUUAGUAGAAGAAAGCAUAAGAAUAAGAUGUGGGGAGUUCCUGCUGCUACUUAUUGGACAUGUAAAUGGUAGGGAAAGGCCUCCCAUGGCGACUAUACAUGAAGACAUGAAGCGACUUAUGGGUGAGAGGUCAGCAUCACUGAUAUGGGCAGCAAGCCAGUUUGGAUCGACCCUUGACCCAGAGCAGAGGCAGAUGGCUCUACACAUCCAAGCUCGUAGGGUGCUUGAGUCAUUGGAUCUGUACUGAAUCAACUAAUUGGGAACUGACUGAGAUGCCAACAGAUCUUCGACAGUCCACUUCAGUCAUCAUUUUCUCACAUCAAUAUCCAAUUAGAAGUUUGAAGGAAAGUCAGGUUGCUAGUGCUAGGAGUGGGACAAUUGGCUAUUUGUUUAUUUGUUUGUUUCCAUUGAUAGCCACAACCUAGGAAGGAGGAUUAAGAGAUGAGCAGUUGUGAAAUCUGUACACAUGAUAUAAGUUGUAUAUGAAGCAUGUCUCAGUAAAAAUGUGUUUUUCAGAGAUUUCUGGGAAAGCUGCAUACAAUAUACAGUUGUAUGUGAUACUUGCUAUGAAUACCAAGCUAUAAUGUUCCACUUA
Messenger RNA from Telopea speciosissima, 1291 nucleotides. RefSeq lists its product as uncharacterized. The transcript is spliced from 6 exons. Bases 41 to 943 code for a protein of 300 amino acids. Lineage: Eukaryota; Viridiplantae; Streptophyta; Magnoliopsida; Proteales; Proteaceae. The record is from RefSeq and is a predicted model, not a curated record.